Molecule: messenger RNA, 1452 nt
Organism: Beauveria bassiana ARSEF 2860
Lineage: Eukaryota; Fungi; Ascomycota; Sordariomycetes; Hypocreales; Cordycipitaceae
Exons: 1
Coding region: 1-1452 (483 amino acids)
Source: RefSeq, a predicted model, not a curated record
AUGGCGCGGCAUUUUACCAAUCUCGAUUAUCAAGCUGAGGUCGACCUCCUCACUCGAUUGGGUACGCGCCUGACUGGGAGCGACCAGCACCAGGAGCUCGUGAACCAUCUUGAGACGCGUUUGAAGGACAUGGGGUAUGAGGUCCAUUCAGAUGAAUUUUCCUUCAAGUACAUGCCGCCUUUUACCAGCCCACCAAAUCUUGUCGUGGAUGAGCUUCCAAUCGACAUCUCCUCCGUCUUCCCUUAUAGUGGCUUCACAUCACCAGAGGGAAUAUCUGGCCAGCUGGUGAAGUUGCGUGGGACAUUAUCGCCCUGGUCUUCCGCCCGAGGCAAUAUUGCUGUCGUGGAAAUCAGUAACCCGAGUAUCUCAUUUGGGGCAAUAAUCAAGGUGUGGGAGGGGUCGCAGCCUUGGGGCCUGCAAAACAAUCCUCUGCUUCCUGCAACCAUUGCCGGCGCUUCUAUCGCCAAGGCCAAAGCAAGCGGCGUUCAGGCGGUGAUUUUUGCCUGGGAUGGAACCAUAUCGCCCGCUGCUGCUGUCAAUCAGUACCUUCCUUUUACCUUUGAUUACCAAAACAUACCUGUGGUAUUCACAGCAGGGAAUGCGAGCAGAAGAGUCAUCGAGGCGUCGGAGCAAGGUAAAACUGCAACAAUUGCAUUGCCGUCAGCCGGACUCGAAGAUACAUCUUCACGAACGAUUUGGGCAGUGUCGGAAGGCGAGAAAUGCGAUGAGACUAUCCUCGUCGUCACCCACACAGACGGCAUAAAUGUUGUCGAGGAAAAUGGCCAUAUUGGAGUGCUACAACUUGCACAAGAUGUCCUUGCGGCAAAGCCACAUCGCACGCACGUAUUCGUCUUCGUGUCCGGUCACAUGCGCAUCCCUUCUGUGACUGAACAUGGCCAGGCCACGACAAAAUGGCUGCAGGAUCAUCCCGAAUGGUGGCGAGGGGAACAUGGCGAGCGAAAGGCAAUUGCAGGGCUUGUUAUAGAGCAUCUUGGUGCUAUGGAAUAUAUUGAUGAUCCGGCCGAAGGAGUGCUCAAACGGACUGGUCGACCGAUGCGGGAGAUUUUGUAUGCCAACACGCAGGAACUCGCGACGCUAUUGAGUAACGAGUGGAACGGCAUGGAACUGGGACAGCCUUCUAUUUCGCAACCUUCGGCAUUCAUUCAGUUUGGGGAAGGUGAGCCACUGUCUCAACUGUCCAUUCCAAAUGUUGCAUUAGUGACGGCACCCAUGUACUUGCUCGCAGCAUGGGAGGGCGAUGAGAAUGAGUUAGUUGAUCUUGCGGGCAUGACAAGACAGAUAAACAGUUUCCGCAAGCUCCGUGAGCUAGCUGAGAAGAUGGAUGCAGAAGCAUUUGGUAUCCCCAUCAGAGCCAGCCCGAUUCAAUACGCUUUUCAGGGGUUAUCGUUGGCGAUGGCCGCGGGAAAAUCUUGGCUUGGACUGAAUCAGUAA